This is a messenger RNA of Rotaria socialis, 1206 nucleotides long. The record is from the annotation of a GenBank genome assembly. Lineage: Eukaryota; Metazoa; Rotifera; Eurotatoria; Philodinida; Philodinidae.
AUGGACUCACCUGGACGUAAGAUACACAAGCAUAACAAGAAAAUUUGGUAUGCACCAAAUAAAUUCGAGUCAUAUGGAGAAGAAGAAAUAAAGGCUGUAGAAAGCUGCUUACGAAAAGGUUGGCUGGCACCAGGUCCGAUUACUGAAGAAUUUGAACGUGAAAUAGCGAAUAUCUUCGGCAAAAACUUCGCUGUUAUGGUGAAUUCAGGUUCAUCCGGCAAUACACUGGCGUUACUCAUUGCAGGUUUGAAAUUAGGCGAUGAAAUCAUUGUACCUGCAUGUACGUUUGCUACAAAUGUUUCUCCAGUUAUUCAGCUUGGCCUCGUGCCUGUAUUCUGCGAUGUUGAACAUGGUGAAUAUGUACCGUCUGUCGCCCAGGUCAUUGAUAAAGUUAGUGCACGCACAAAAGCUCUCUUUCUUCCAAACCUUAUUGGAAGUAAACCAGAUUGGCAAGGAUUGAAAGACGAAUUAUUUAUGUUGGGUCGUCGGGAUAUUAAACUCAUCGAAGAUUCCUGUGAUACAAUCACGAACACUACAGUAACAGAUAUUACUGUUACUUCAUUUUACUCCAGUCAUAUAAUUACAGCAGGUGGCGGUGGAGGAAUGGUUAUGUGUAAUGAAAACAGUCAACGUGAUCUCGCUCUACAAUAUCGCGAUUGGGGAAGAAUGGGUACGAACACUGAAUCGUUCUCGGAACGCUUUGGUCAUUGCAUUGAUGGCAUUGAGUACGACUUCAAAUUCUUGUAUCCUAUUCUUGGGUAUAAUUUCAAGUCGACUGAAAUGAAUGCUGCAUUCGGUCUAGAACAAUUGAAAAAACUGCCAUUAUUUCUAGAGAAACGUCGGAAAAAUGUAGACCGCUUUGUGCAACAACUCAAAGAACUAGCACCUUAUGGUCUUGUACUUCCAAAAAAUCACGAAAAAAUAGAUUGGCUUGCACUACCGCUCAUGUUCCCUAAUCGCAAGGCACUCCUUCAAAAACUUGAAGACAGUGACAUACAGACACGAGUGUGUUUUGCAGGUAACAUAACUAGGCAUCCUGCCUACCGACAGUACUAUCAGGCGUUUCCAAAUGCUGAUGAAAUUAUGCAGAAGGGCUUUUUAAUCGGCGCUCAUCAUGGUAUGAAUGAACAAGAUGUUGAUUAUGUGUGUGAGGUAAUUAAGACAUACAUUUACUCAAAUCAAGUACCUAGUCAUGCUAAUCCAUAG